CUUUUGAACAACAAUAGCUUUAUGUCUUAAAAAUAGCAUGUAGUUGAUCAUCAAUAUCUCUUGCUAAUCUUCCUAUAAAGUUUCUAAAUCAAUUUGUACCCCUUUCCUCAAAAUAUUUUGGUAUACAUUUUCUUCCGGUUGCAUAUAGAGCUGCAAAACUCAAGUUUGAGACCUUGUGGACAAAAACUCGAAACUCUUUGGGUUGGAGCCAGCACAACACAUCGUGUUGGUUUCAUUUUCUUCGAAUCAAUUCGUUGAGAAAACUUGGGAUUUCUCUUCAAUAUGGCGCGAACUAAAGUUCCUCCUAUUGCGACUCAAGAUUCUACUUCUCAUAUUGAGAAAGGAGUUGGUUCUUCCGAGUCUCAAGAAACUUCAUCUAGUUCUUUUACAUCAUUUUCUUCAACCCCAACAUGCCCCAAUUGCAGUAACACAUUUGCAGAACUAUCAGAUAUGGACUUUCGUAGUCACGUGGCUGCAUGCAGUCGACCAUCCACAGCGGAAUCAGUAGGAACUAUUACUACAUCAGGUAGUUCUCUAUCACCACCUCCUACUUCACUUGAGAAUGCAUAUGCUUCAGCAAAAUAUUUAUCCAAUAAGGAUGGGGCGAGACCGGAUUUGCAUUUCGACUACAAUGCAGCUCAAGAGCCUGCUAUUGCCAUCGCUGACGCUGACGCCGACGAAGAAGAUUUCGAUCCAGAAGAUCAUGAUCGGAUUCAACCAUAUAUCGAUCCAAAUUCUGAAUUCGACUACUAUGAUCAAGCCGAAGGCCAUGAAGAACAUGAUGUAGAUAUUAAUGAUCCAGAUAUUGGUCUCAAGUUCAAAUAUCCCAAGCUUUCCCCGGUGGAGCACUUCGAAAAAUACCUUAAGAAUCCUAGCGAAAUGCCAUAUGAUGAACUGUACAAAAGAGCUGCGAUUGUGAGCACAACUGUUUUAGCUGCCUGGCAAAGGGAAUUUGAUGCAAUUGAUGAGGAAAUCUACGCAUAUGAAUCCCAGGAGAAAGAACGACUUCAAUCCGAAAAAGAGGCCGAGAAAGCUUUAGAAGAGGCGGACAGACUUGCCGAGCAAUUGGACAGAGACGACCUGGUGGCUACUGCAAAACAUUACGCAGUGGAAUUGAAAUCAAAAACUCCGGAAUGGACAGCUUUCAUCAAUCAGUAUCAUCAAGAUGAUGAAUUUCGUCUACGUCUUGAAAGUCUUCGGGACCCACAAUUCAGAGCCAAACUUCAAAGACAAGCUUUCGUUAGAGAACAAGAGAAGCAAAAGCUUAAGCAAAAGGAACUUAAAGAGUCAAAUAAGCUAAAACUUCUCAACGAGCCACUACCUGAGAUUAAAUUGACUAAAGAAGAGAUAGAAGCGGAGAAAAGAAAAGCAGGACGUCUAAUAGAUCCCACAAAGUGGGAUGAUAUGAAGCAAGCAGAGGUAUACGGCUUUGAAUAUUCUUCCCAUCCAAAACAUGUUGGUGCGCAACCAAUUCCAUCGGCCUCUAGAAAGCGUGGUGUGGGUGAAAUAGAUAUGAGUGAAGGUAGAAGUGGUCGAGCUCAGCGAAUGGCUACGAGGAAAAUGUACGAUCAAAGUACACCAGAGGAUGAAUCGGACGGCUUACCAGCAAAACGACAACGCAAGGUUCGAGUUCUUGAUGAUGCUAUUGGAGAGUUAUCUAAGUCUCCUCGAAAACAAAGCCGAAGUCAAACCCCCAUCAGAAGAACUUUUCCAUCGGGAAAGCCCAUUGGAAGGCCACCAAAAUCUCUGUCAAAGCUUAAGGAUGUUCAGCUUGCAUCUGGCGAAGAUGAAACGAUACUUGAAGAUGAAUCUAUUAAGGACGAAGAUAUUUCUCGACAUCUCCUACCAGCCGAACAAGAGCAACUACAGCAAUCGGCCGAAUUACUUGUCAAUCAAAUCGCCGAAGAAUUGCCUGUUGAACCGGUUGUAAAAAAGAAGCAUGCAGGUGGUAGGCCACGGAAGCAUCCGCUUCCCGUUCCUGCUCCUGUGGCUGUUGUUGACGUUAUAAACCCCGCAGAACAAAUUACUACAGCAGUAUCCGAGACCCCUGCGGCAAUCGUACCUCCUAUCAAGCCAAAGGCUAAAGUUAUCAAACCAAAGAAGCAACCAGCCAAGUCAGCCAAAUCCGGUGGUCGGGUCAAGAAGGAAGCUAAUGUCGAACCAAGUGCUGAAACUGAGGAAGAAAAUGCAAUAUUGCCGACAACCGAGCACGAUGACGACUCGGAUUCAGAAGCAACUGAGGCAAUCAACUCAAGGCGCGACAGCUCAUCAUCGCAGUCAACUAUCUCCUCUUAUGGUAAUCGUCAAAUCAACCGUUCUUCCACCCAUGAGCAGACCCUAACACGUGAACCUCGAACAGCUACUCGAAAUCGUGCAGCAGUAUCUGUCGAAAAGUCAACCUCAAUUCAAGAGUCCCCCAAGAAAGCUGUACGAGGAAAACGUAAUAGUAGAUCGAGCGAAACCCCUGUCGCUAAUUCUCAAUUACUAAAGGCACGGAAGCCGCGUGGAAAACAGGCAACGAUUGAGGAGGAUGAAGAAGUGGACCCGUCACAUGAACCAAUCAUCAAGAAGGAGGCAACUCCGGCCGCACAUCCGAUCAUUUCACCAUCAUCGUCCCGAACUAAGCGCAAGCGAACUGUUGAAGUCAAUUCUGACGCGCCAACAGCUCCGAGUGCUUCCCCUACCAAGAAGGCUCGUAAAGGUCGCCCUGCCAAAUCCUCAUCAGCACCCUCCGAGGGCCCUCUUAUUAUUUCGGCUUCAUCGUCAAAAAUCAAGAUAAACAAGAGGGCUAAAGGACCUCUUGCAAGAAUUCUUCCACCACGUGAACCCAGUACUCGAGCUCGCCGGGCUCCAAAGGCUAUUCGAAAUACUGAUGAUGCCAACGAGGAUGAUGAGGAUGAAGAUGAGUUGCAAAUGCCAGCAACAGAGUAUGAAAGGUAUCAAGCUUUAGCUGAUCCAAGGAGUCCCAUUACAUUGGGAAAGAGGAUUCGAAAAAGCGUUAUUGAUUUAAGAACAGCUAUGGAAGGUGGUGAUGAUGAAGAUGGCGAUGACGAGUUUGAGGGGUGAUUAGGCUCGAAACAUUCCAUCAUUCUCGUCAUGAUGGCCAGUCUCCCGACUGAUAUCAUUGUCCGUGUUUGUGACAUUCAUUUUAUCAUUUCAUCUUCAAGUUUAGCACCUUCACCCAAACCAAUAGCCUUGUAUUACCUUCUAAAACUUGGCAAACCACCGACUACGAUUCUUGCUACCAUUCUCAGCUGCAAAAAGAAACCAUCUUCCUUUUGUAUCGAUGCCAUCGAUCGAAUCUAUAUCAACUAAAAAGGUCCCGAAGCAAUCUUUUCAGGCCCUUUCCAUGACGAACGACUGUUUUAUACAACAACACGCACAUAAAUUGAACGAACCUCACGAGGUGCACCUGUUACAUUUUCUUUGUUUUUGACUUAGCAUCGUGUCUUCAUCCUUGUCCAUAAUUAGUACACGAGAACCAUUGGACAUAUUACACGGCGGCGCUCUUUUUGGGGUCCAGCGCAAAAAUUGGAUUUUACCUUCAAUUUAUAUAAGUGAAAACACGGACGAAUUAAUUGCUUAAUUGUGGUCAUUGUCUUACUGGUACAAUGGCUGGGCGGAAGGGGUAUCUGUAUUUCUUAAUGAAUAUAUGAGCAUGGACUCGGAUAUUGUGCGUGCAUUUAUAUAUGCAUUGGAAGGUUCUCGGGGUUGGGAUAAAUGGGGGCUUUCCCUUUAUACAUAUAUCUUAGGGUCUUGGAGUUUUGGUCCAGCGGCAUUCAAUUAUUUCUCUUCUCUUUUUUUUGUGCAUAGGAUUAUAGGAAUGCAUGGUGUCGGUGUGUAUUUCACGCCUGGAAAUAUAGAGAUUUAGCGUAACAAAAAUGGAAUAAUUGAAAACUCGA
Messenger RNA from Botrytis deweyae, 3902 nucleotides. RefSeq lists its product as uncharacterized. The transcript is spliced from 3 exons. Bases 283 to 3066 code for a protein of 927 amino acids. The record is from RefSeq and is a predicted model, not a curated record. Lineage: Eukaryota; Fungi; Ascomycota; Leotiomycetes; Helotiales; Sclerotiniaceae.